Molecule: messenger RNA, 2160 nt
Organism: Glycine soja
Lineage: Eukaryota; Viridiplantae; Streptophyta; Magnoliopsida; Fabales; Fabaceae
Product: serine/threonine-protein kinase BSK2-like
Exons: 10
Coding region: 398-1888 (496 amino acids)
Biological process (GO): protein phosphorylation; brassinosteroid mediated signaling pathway
Molecular function (GO): protein kinase activity; protein binding; ATP binding
Source: RefSeq, a predicted model, not a curated record
GAUAGACACUGUCAUGUGACCUUCUCUGCUCCUUUCGUCCCUUCAUCUCUUUCUCUUUUCUUUUUCACACUUAUUCAGUUUACUUACUUACCUUUUGGGUUUUGGCCUUUUCAUCUCUCUCUUUCUCUCUCUUCUGUGUUUCCGCCGCUGCAUAAGCAAAGUAGCAGUGACUCAGUCACUUGCAACAUUUUCGGCUUAACAUAUCAGACCCAUUGAACCAUCACUCUUUUCUGUUCCUGCUCAUGUAUCUCAUCAUGCCCCCUAUUCCAAUCUAGAGUUUUAAUCUUUUCAAGUUUCAACCUUUGUUCCUAUGUAGACACCCCACUUAGUAUAUCAUAGCCAUAAUAAUUAUAUCAUAUCUUAAUCAUAUUAAUCAUUUCACAAUCAUAACCAAACCAUGGGUUGCUUACACUCCAAAACCGCACAUCUUCACUCCCCUGAAGACCCUCCUACUGCCUUACCAGACUCCAAAAAACCCGAUCCAGGGAAUGGUGGUGAUGAUGUUGAUCAAGAGUGUCAGGUUCCAGCAUUCAAAGAGUAUGGCCUGAUUGAGCUUAGAAGGGCCACAAAUGAGUUCAGCACAGAUUACAUUGUUUCUGAGAGUGGUGAGAAAGCUCCCAAUGUGGUCUACAGAGGGAAGCUUGAGAACAAUCGAUUAGUUGCUGUGAAACGCUUCUCCAAACUCUCUUGGCCUGAUGCUCAACAGUUCAUGGCAGAGGCAGCUGGAGUUGGGAAAGUGAGGCACAAGAGACUGGUGAAUCUAAUUGGUUGUUGUGCUGAAGGAGAUGAAAGGCUCUUGGUAGCUGAGUACAUGCCAAAUGAUACUUUGUCCAAACAUCUCUUUCACUGGGACAAGCAACCAUUACCAUGGGAAAUGCGUGUCAGAGUUGCAUACCAUGUUGCCCAGGCACUAGAUCAUUGUAGCUUGGAAAACCGUAAAAUAUAUCAUGAUCUGAAUGCAUAUAGGAUUCUUUUUGAUGAGGAUGGUGAUCCACGCUUAUCUAGUUUUGGGCUUAUGAAAAAUAGUCGAGAUGGGAAAAGCUACAGUACUAAUUUAGCUUAUACUCCACCUGAAUUUUUGCGAACAGGCAGGAUAAUCCCAGAGAGUGUGAUCUACAGUUAUGGAACUGUUCUUCUGGAUCUUCUAAGUGGCAAGCAUAUUCCUCCAAGCCAUGCUUUGGACCUAAUUAGAGGGAAAAAUGUUUUGUUGUUGAUGGACUCUUCUCUAGAAGGGCAAUAUGCAAAUGAUGAUGCUACAAAGUUGGUUGAGCUUGCUUCAAAAUGUCUUCAGUUUGAGGCCAGAGAACGGCCUGAAAUUAAAUUUCUUCUUACUGCUGUUGCGCCUCUUCAAAAGCAGAAAGAGGUAACUUCUCAUGUGUUAAUGGGCUUAACUAAAAACACAGCAGUACUACCAACCAUGCUUUCUCCUCUUGGAAAGGCUUGUGCAAGGAUGGAUCUCACUGCUGUGCAUGAUAUAUUGUUAAAAACAGGUUAUAAAGAUGAAGAAGGUGCAGAAAAUGAGCUUUCAUUCCAAGAAUGGACACAACAAGUGCAAGAUAUCUUGAACACAAAAAAGUUUGGGGAUAUUGCAUUCAGAGACAAGGAUUUCAAAAAUGCAAUUGAGUAUUACUCUAAGUUGGUGGUUAUGAUGUCUGUUCCUUCUGCUACUGUGUUUGCAAGGAGAGCCUUCUCCUACUUGAUGAACGAUCAAGCAGAACUGGCAUUAAGGGAUGCCAUGCAAGCACAGGUAUGCAUACCGGAUUGGCCAACUGCAUUCUACCUGCAGGCUCUUGCUCUCUCAAAGCUGGGAAUGGAAACUGAUGCACAUGACAUGCUUAAUGAUGGGGCUGCCUUUGAAGCUAAGAGGUCUAACAGCUGGCGCGGUUAAAAUUCCUAAUUUGCAGUUCUUUGCUCACUAAACUAGCAGAGUGGCAUAAAAGAAUAUGCUAUUUUUUUGCCAUAAUUUGUACUUGCUAGAAUAGGAAUAUGUAGAGUGCUAGUUUAAGGGGCAAGAAAAAGAACUCUGCUAUAAGAUGGUUCUCAAGGAAUAUUACAGUAUAGAUUUUCCUAUACAAUUGAAUCCUGUAGAAUGAAUUUUCUCCAUAUGAAAAUAACAAUGUGUUUGGAUGGGGAGUUUUGAGGGAAAAAUUCAAUUUUUAA